Molecule: messenger RNA, 2961 nt
Organism: Carassius gibelio (silver crucian carp)
Lineage: Eukaryota; Metazoa; Chordata; Actinopteri; Cypriniformes; Cyprinidae
Product: phospholipid phosphatase-related protein type 5-like
Exons: 6
Coding region: 20-949 (309 amino acids)
Biological process (GO): signal transduction; phospholipid metabolic process; phospholipid dephosphorylation
Molecular function (GO): phosphatidate phosphatase activity
Source: RefSeq, a predicted model, not a curated record
UGUUGAAUCCUUAUUCACAAUGCUUUACUUUCAGUUGGUGAUCAUGGCAGGGACUGUCAUGCUGGCAUACUACUUUGAGUAUACAGAUACUUUCAACGUGCACAUCCAGGGAUUUUUCUGUCAUGACAAUGCCUAUACGAAGCCCUAUCUCGGACCAGAGGAGUCCAGUGCGAUCCCACCAGCCAUCCUGUAUGCGGUGGUCGCAGGGGUCCCAGCACUCGUGAUUACAGUGACAGAAUCCGUGCUCUUCUUGCUGCAGUAUGUCUCAGAAGAUCUGGACAAUCGUGAGAAGAUCAUUGUGAUGGGCGACUGUUGUUAUCUCAACCCUCUGGUCCGAAGGACAUUUCGUUUUCUUGGUGUGUACGCAUUUGGCCUCUUUGCCACAGAUAUCUAUGUAAAUGCCGGGCAGGUGGUAACAGGAAAUCUGUCUCCAUACUUCCUGACGGUGUGCAAACCCAACUACACAGCACUGGGGUGCCAACAGGUGGUGCGUUUCAUCAACCAACAGGAAGCCUGCACAGGCAAUGAAGAUGAUAUCUUACAAGCUCGCAAAUCCUUCCCAUCCAAAGACGCGGCCAUCAGUGUUUAUGCAGCUCUUUACAUUGCUAUGUACAUCACAUGCUCGGUGAAGGCCAAAGGGACACGGCUGGCCAAGCCGGUGCUCUCUCUGGGGCUCAUUUGUCUGGCCUUCCUAACUGGGAUUAAUCGAGUGGUGGAGUACCGCAACCACUGGUCUGAUGUCAUUGCUGGCUUCAUCAUCGGAGGAGCCAUUGCUGUCUUCAUGGUGGUGUGUGUGGUGAAGAAUUUCAAAGGGAAGCCCUUACUAAGUGUGAUACCGCCGGAGGAGUCUGUGUCCAGUGGUCCCAUGAUCACUCAGCCUAGCAUGGAGCACACUAUGGAGAAAUACAUAGCAUCCCAGAAUCCCAUCACCUAUGCUGAGAUCACAUGACAGUGAAAAGCCAUCAAGCCACAAUGCUGUGGAUAAUGUUGCUGCUCUCCAAUGCAUCUUUUUACUUUGUGUGCAAUGCCUAUAUGUGCUAUUUUUUACACUUCCAUUUUUAAGUGUGUCAAAAAAAUAAAUACAAAUCUAUACCUUGAUGUACUCCUUUUAACCCCCUUUUUUGUUAUCCCUACUUUUAUUCAAACAUAUUACUGUUUGCAUUUUUUUGUGGUUGAAUAUACAGGGUAUGGAGUGAAUGAGAAAAUGCAACAUGAUGUCAUAUGAAAUGUAUAAUGUAUAACAUAUCCUGAUGUACUAUUUACAACUGUGAGUCCAUUUCUGAAUUUACAAGAGGUUUCUGGCUGACAAGAAGAAUUGUUGUUGAUUCUCAUAUCAGGUUCUUCUAUGAUUUGGUCUGAUGCUAGAUUUGUAAUUAUUUUCUGCCUGCCAUAACAUAUCACAUCAACACAACACAUUUUUCAGAGAAGCAGAUUGUUUCAGUGUUGCAUCAGAUGCUAUUCUAUGUAUUUUAAAGCAUGUUUAAAUCCCCAGUAAUGUUUAGUUAUGAUUUGCUAAUUGCUAGAGGAAACAGUAUUGUGGGAGGGACAUUCUCAUUCUAGCAAGCAUCUGAUUGGUCAAAACACAAUUUGAGUAACCAAAUUUUUUGUUCAGUUUUCCAGAAACUUAUAUGAAUAUACUAGCAAAUACAUGGUCUCAAUAUACUAAAAAAAAAACGUUAUUUUUUAUUUCACGGGUCUGAUGUGGGCAUGAGAUUAUAAGCAGAAAUAAUGAUUGAUUUUGGUGUCAUUAUGGCAGAGCAGAUUAUGGAUUUAAUUGUGACUGGCAAUUGAUUACAAGACUCACAAAGAUUAGAUGCUUAGGAUUUUGCCCAAAGAGGCUGCUAGGUGAAGGGUCACUUUUUGUGCUUUAACGUUACAAGUGCGUGUGUAUGUGUGUGUGCUUAUUUGUGAGUCUGCCCUUGAUGUCGCCUCUGUGAGAACGCAGUCUCUGGUGGCCUAGACAAGGCCGUUUAUUUUCUUGUCAGAGCUGGAAUAAUACCUGUACCUGUGAAAGAGAGAGAGCUAGACAUGGAAAGAAAGAGAGGAUGGACCUUCAUUGUAUGGAAAACGGUGUAUCUCAGUCGGUUCACACAGAUAUACGGCAAUAUUUGCAUUUGGAUACUUUUGCGGUUUACAAUCAUGUUUUUCUUGUGUCAUCUAAGGUCUGCAGUGUUUGGUUGAAUUUACAUUCUGUGGAGUGGUUUUUUAAACUAUAUUGAGCAUAUGUUUGUUCUCUCACUGGCCAAUGAUGAGAUUUGAUUUUUAAAUUCAUGCUUGAAUACAUUAAAUACCAUGUCUCCUAAUGAUGCAAAUCAUUUAUCCAAUUCAUUUCUCUACUACUCAUGUAGUAGUAGUACUACAGAACAUCCUGAUCCCUUUCAUGACCAGUAUUCGUCUCAUUAGUUGAUGCUUUCAUCAUGGAAAGCUUGUGCAUAUAACUUUUUGAGGAGUGUUUGGCUGGCUCACUGAGGGUUUUGUAAAGCACUGUUUGUAAAAUUGUUUUGUGAUUGUGAAAGUGCAAUAUAAAGUGAAUUUAUAAUUAUCCGGAAAGAGCUACUGCAUUACCUGCACACUGGCUUUAAUUCAGGGUUAUUUCUAGUGACAGUUGUGUGUUUUUUUUUUCACUCAAUAGGGUUGGGAAUAAAUGCACAAUGGUAUGUUUUAAGAAUAUAUACGUUUGAGAUUAUGUUCCAGUCAUGAAAGCAAUGAGGUAACUUAACUCCGCUCUAAGAUUUUGUUUUUCCUAAGAGAUUUUUUUUUUCAACAAGCUUUGCAGUAUAGGUUAUAUCCUUCAUUUUUGGUUUACAAAAGGAUUUGAUGCCCAAAACCCAAGUAGUUAAAGGAAUUUUUCUUUUGAAAAAGAAAGAAAUAUGUUUUAUAAGUAUAUUGUAUGUUGUACAGCAGUAUUACUGAUCUGGUAAUGACCUCAGAGACUGAACUGGAAAGGAAAGCAGAUCUUCC